AUGAACCCCCGGAGAAAAAAGCCACAGCAGGGCGCGCCUAAUGAGAUCCUAAUGUUCAACUCGGCCCAUCAAGGUGAGUCCGGAACCUCCGUAGGAAGAAAAAGAGAUCGAUCCCCGCGGCCGAGUACCGACCAGGCUGAUUUCUCACCCCGGCGCGUAAACAUAAGCCGAGGUGAAUCCCUCCUUUCGAGGAGGCUGACAAAGGCCUACGCCCGGCAAGCUUAUUAUUUCGGGCAGAGAGUGAUGCACGCCGGAAGCAGACCGGCGGCUGAGCCGACGCCCAAUAAAAUCUCCUUCACUGAUGAGGAUGCAUUUCUGUUCGACCAUCCCCACUCGGACACCCUGGUGAUCACGGCCCCAAUAAUGGCUAUCAAGAUCCACCGAAUAAUGGUUGACACCGGGGCCUACGCGAGCAUCCUGUAUUACAGCACGUUCAAGGAGAUGGGGAUUGACAGGAAGGAAGUGCAACCUUGCCGGGAGCGGAUCCAAGGGUUUAACGGUCAAAUGACAACCCCCGUUGGUCAGUGGACUGCCCGAGCGAAUACAACGCCAUCCUGGGCAGAACGGCUCUUUACAAGCUGA
Molecule: messenger RNA, 582 nt
Organism: Striga hermonthica
Lineage: Eukaryota; Viridiplantae; Streptophyta; Magnoliopsida; Lamiales; Orobanchaceae
Source: the annotation of a GenBank genome assembly